Serpula lacrymans var. lacrymans S7.9 is the source of this 2976-nucleotide messenger RNA. RefSeq lists its product as uncharacterized. The transcript is spliced from 8 exons. The record is from RefSeq and is a predicted model, not a curated record. NCBI's taxonomy places the organism in Eukaryota, Fungi, Basidiomycota, Agaricomycetes, Boletales, Serpulaceae. Bases 1 to 2976 code for a protein of 991 amino acids.
AUGAACAUCGAAUUUCUCUUGAACCCUACAGAUCUCAACCGAAGUGCAAGAUGCCGUGGACGAAGUGGUUCUUCGAACUACAGAAACUCAAGGGAUAACUCUGCAGUAGCGUUGAAAUCAACCUUCCUGCCUGAUGUUAUCAGGGAUCAGGGUUUGGAGAGGAAUGUAGUCUCUGAGACGUUUACCCCUCCAACCAACGAAAAAGUCAAGCGAGAUCUAGACUAUACCCUAGGAAACUCCUUUGAUUUUUUGGGCCAAUAUUGCCAUGCUGCAACCACACCCGCACCUAAUCCGGAUAUCCAUAUUGAAGGUUUCGGUGCUAUAAAUCUCCCGCUUAAUAGUAGUGGCACCGAAAGGCUGAGAGCGUAUUCAUCCGAAAGUUCUACUGGCGAUUUCUGGCACGUAGCGGCAGACAAAAUCAAGAUCAACAACCCCGCUUGGGAUUAUCACUUGGACAAUAUCAUUGCGAGAGAUAUUUGGCUGUCGCUCGUUCCAUACGAGCCCCGCCCCAAAUUUACAUUUUCCAAAAUGAUAAUGUAUUGGGCUGGCUCGAGCAGUUUAACGCAUCAGGAACAAAUACUUGACGAGAAUGUCUAUGCGACGCUAGACGUUAUUCUGCCUUCUGUACACAGCGGCGGGCAAAUCGAGAUUUCUCACGAAGGUGCGGUCAUAGUUUAUGAUAUUGCACCAGCGGCAACACCUUGCACAGCCGUUGUUUCAUGGCACAACGAUGCUUCGAUCAAGAUAAAACCAAUCACAUCAGGUCAUCGCCUUGUUCUGCGCUAUCUCAUGGCUCACCAGGCCUCUGGUCCUAUUCCCCGUCUUCCCCAUAUGCAAAACAGCACAAUUCAGCUCCGGCGUAUCUUGGAUCAGUGGCUGCAAAGCUCAUCGCAAGAACAACUGGAUGUCGCACAUGGAAUGUUCAUUUAUACAUUACACCAUGAUUACCGUGGUUUGCCUCUUGAAGGCUGCAUCUUGAGAGGCGAAGACGCACACAAGGUAGCUCAUCUGCGACCGGUGUGCAAUGAAUUGGGAAUCGGCCUCUAUCUAGGGAGAAUAAAAUGUCACAUUACAGGUACAUCAGAUGACCGAGAACGUGGCUAUUCAAAAGGUUACGGUCGGAGGCGAAGGACAGACUGGUGUGCUGAUGACGAAAAAUAUCCGCCAUUGGUGAAGACUACCAAGAGGGCUAUGGUACUUGAAGAGAUGACCGACCUUCGCGGAAACGCGAUGGAAGGUUUCCAGGGAAUGGAACUCAGUAAGAAUGACCUUAUGGUACGCAAACCAUUCGAUCAUUUCCAUCUUGAUACUGCGGAGUACAGUGGAUAUAAUGACACGGAACCGGGUAUUAUCAAAUAUUCGUAUCGUCGUGCUGUCCUAAUAAUGUUUGACCCUCACACAGGAUUCAAUGUAGCGUUGUCCACUGGACAACAUAUGGUCGCCGUUGCAAGGCUAGACGGUAUCAAGCAAGGGCAAGUUACCAAUAGAAAUCGGGACAACGUUCGAAAAAUUAUUAGUGCAUUACACCACAACAAACCAAGCUGGGAUGUCGUGGCUGCCAUAGCCAAGCUCACUAUCAAAUGGAACGAUCCAAAGUUGUGGGAAAGUAUCAUUUCAUCUGGUCUAAUAGAUGGCCAAGCUGGAUCUCUCGGUCAUGUCCAUUGUUCCAAGGCUUGUUCUGUCUUCUCCUUCGUUACUGUUUUGAAAAUACUACAGCGGUAUUGCCAAAAGGUUGGGUUACCAGCUAUUAAAGCUGUAGCAUCAUUUCCUUCUUUAGUUGGUCCCGAGCAUCGUAUCGUAGCUAUACGUUGGGUUAGGGAACGUAUACGCUGGUUUCUUUCUUCAGGUGCUCCUUUGUCAACAGAUGAUGUUACCUCAUUUUUUAGCAUUGGGCGAUGCAUGGGGAUCCCCUUCCUCUGUGAAGUGAUUGUCCCUGAGCUUUUGGCAAAGUGUCGUUCGCCCGUAUUUUCAAUGUCGUUGAUAGGACUGCUGCAUUGGGAACGAGUUUAUGUCUUUCCCUUCAAUCCAUCAACGCAUAUGGAAGGCAAGAAUAGGAAUAUAGUCGAGCAAAAGACAAGAUUAUUGAAGCCCCUCGUUCAAAAAAUGCUGCAGCAAGUCAUAAUGGAGUGGCACUACUCUUUUCUCGAUCUCUCUGUGUCAGAUCCGACCCUUGGUUCCUCCACAUCCGUUCUCAGUGGCAGCCAUUAUACUGUCUCUUUGUCUAACGCCGCUAAUCUUAUUUGUUUAUGCAUACUAACCCAGAAUAUAGGUUCUUGUGCUCUAAUGUUUAAGCACCUAUUGAACCGCCGCUGGGACGCCAGUGCGUCGACGAGGAGGAUGUUCGACGUUGUCUAUGCGCCGCUUAUUCCGCUGAUACGGGACACCUUACAAAAAUUCAAGAUGGAGGUGUGGUCACCUGUUUCUGCCGAAUUUUUUCGAGUACUGGUUUACUGCUACCUGCGAUUCAUACUUGGACCGAGACCUUCCGCUUCUGUGAAUAUCAAAUUAACAUGCGGAUGUGGAUGGUGCCAGCAACUCGUUCGAUUCUUUUCAAACGCGUAUUUUGAACAAGCUUUGUGCUUCGGGCGGUUGGCAGAUCACCAGCACAUACAGCAAUCCCUACAGGAAAUAAAACAGCAUGCACAGGUCGAACUGCUUCCACAAUGUGGCUGGGAAUCCCGUUUGGAUAUCAUCAAAAGACGUGCUGCGUGGAUAGAUACCCACUGGUCCGUGAAAAGGAGGCAAGCAGAAACAUUUUUGGGCCUCAUAGGCGACGAAAAUGUUAUCAAGAAACUCAUGGGCGAUGGCUUUGCGGCUGUCACGGAUGCUCUAGAUGGCAGACGCUGGAAAUUGAGCGAGGAUCCGGAGACUUUUGGAGAAGUUAUCGAACCCUCGACAGCCAGCGACUCCCAGUGGCUAGCAUCUCGCAAAGUUGAACUUACCGUACCUAUCAGACCACUGUUGAGUGGGCACUAA